Stegastes partitus (bicolor damselfish) is the source of this 1177-nucleotide messenger RNA. RefSeq names its product carbonyl reductase [NADPH] 1-like. The record is from RefSeq and is a predicted model, not a curated record. Gene Ontology annotation, molecular function: carbonyl reductase (NADPH) activity. The transcript has 7 exons. The coding region runs from base 144 to 971 and encodes 275 amino acids. NCBI's taxonomy places the organism in Eukaryota, Metazoa, Chordata, Actinopteri, Pomacentridae.
CUCCUCCCAGCCUGCUCCCCUUCUCCUCUGUCUCCUGAUCUUCAGCCUCCAUAUAUCUGCUCAUUUUCUCCUGCAGCUCGGCCACUUUUCUCUGCAGCUUCUUCCCCACAGCUUCUCUCGGCAGAACAACAGCAGCUCCAAACAUGUCGGUCAAGGUUGCCGUGGUGACCGGAAGUAACAAGGGCAUCGGAUUGGCCAUCGUCCGAGCGCUCUGCAAGAAGUUCAAGGGAGACGUCUACCUGAUGUCCAGAGACGUCGGUCGAGGCGAGGAGGCCGUGAAGUCUUUGUCCUCGGAGGGACUGAAUCCAAAGUUCCACCAGCUGGACAUCAAUGACGUGAACAGCAUCAUAGCUGCAGCCGCUUUCUUCAAAGAGAAGUACGGAGGAGUGGACGUCCUCGUCAACAACGCCGGAGUGUUUUGCAAAGUGGCCGACACGACUCCAUUUGCCACCCAGGCAGAAGUGACCCUGAAGACGAACUUCUUUGGCACCAGAGACAUGUUGACUCACUUCCUGCCGCUCAUCAAAGCCGGAGGUCGUGUGGUGAACGUCUCCAGCUUUGUCGGCUCUCGUACUUUGAAUAACUGCAGUCCGGAUCUGCAGCAGCGGUUUCGCAGCGAGGACAUAACGGAGGACGAGCUGGCCGGACUGAUGCAGCGGUUUGUCGACACAGCCCAGAAAGGGAAGCACAAGGACGACGGCUGGCCGGAGACGGCAUACGGAGUCUCCAAAACCGGCCUGACGACUUUGUCCAUGAUUCGGGCUCGUCGUCUGUCCAAGGAGCGACCGAAUGACGGGAUCCUGCUGAACGCCUGCUGUCCAGGGUGGGUUCGCACCGACAUGACGAGCGAUAAAGCCACAAAGUCACCAGACGAGGGCGCCAUCACGCCGGUCUAUCUGGCCCUGCUGCCAGCCGGAGCCACGGAACCUCACGGGAAGUUUGUUUCUGACAAACAGGUUAAGCCGUGGUGAAGAUGAAGAAAAGUCAGUGUGCUAAUGUCAGAGUUUCAUCCUAAUUCCACUGAUCUGCGACCAAGUGUGUAAUUGUGCGUCUGCCUGCUGGGUUAAAAAUAUUACCAAAAUGAAGAGCUGUUGCUCUUUUCUUUAAAAAAGGUCUAUUAUUAGUUUUGUUCCAUGAAAAAACUUUGCCUUAACAGAAAUGCUUGUUUGCUACAACA